AUGUAUGCCUGUCGGUGGGUCGGCUGUCGGCCCGGCAAGGUCGAUACUGUUCGAUUACGAUGCCUCGCCGAGCAGUAUCCCAUUGAGGAUGAUCGAUAUGAGCAGGCGCUGGCUCGUGUGGGCUUAUGGAGUGUGUCAAAGUACUAUCGGGCCGAAGGACUCUGUAGCACAUCUCCAUUGGCUCAAUUUGAGAAUUCCCCUCAGUAG
Messenger RNA from Penicillium samsonianum, 207 nucleotides. RefSeq lists its product as uncharacterized. The coding region runs from base 1 to 207 and encodes 68 amino acids. The transcript has a single exon. NCBI's taxonomy places the organism in Eukaryota, Fungi, Ascomycota, Eurotiomycetes, Eurotiales, Aspergillaceae. The record is from RefSeq and is a predicted model, not a curated record.